AUGUCAGAUAGGUAUACUCGUUUAGAAAAGUUAGGUGAAGGGACUUAUGCAACAGUUUAUAAAGGAAGGGAUCGCAGCACAAAUGAAAUAGUAGCUUUAAAAGAAAUACAUUUGGACACCGAAGAGGGUGCACCUUCAACUGCCAUUCGUGAAAUUUCUUUAAUGAAGGAGUUAAGACAUCCGAAUAUUGUAAAAUUACUGGAUGUUAUUCACACAGAAAAUAAGUUGAUGCUUGUUUUUGAAUUCAUGCAUCAAGAUCUUAAAAAAUAUAUGGAUACUAAUGGAAUAAAUGGUGCAUUGGAUCCAUUGACGAUUAAACGAUUCAUGUAUCAAAUGUUAUUAGGAAUAGAUUUUUGUCAUGACAAUAGGGUUUUACAUCGUGAUCUAAAACCUCAAAAUCUUUUAAUAAAAGAUAAUGGAAAUCUUUUAAAAUUAGCAGAUUUUGGUUUAGCAAGAGCUUUUGGAAUCCCAGUCACGACUUUUUCAAAUGAAGUUGUAACACUAUGGUAUCGUUCACCAGAUGUACUAUUAGGUUCACGCACCUAUUCUACCUCAAUUGAUAUAUGGUCAGCCGGUUGUAUUAUGGCAGAAAUGUAUACUGGUCGACCUUUAUUUCCAGGCACAACAAAUGAUGAUCAAUUGGUAAAAAUUUUCAAGACAAUGGGCACACCACCGGAAUCUAUUUGGAAAGGUUUGAUAACUUAUCCUGAGCAUUUGAAACGGUAUCCUAAUUAUUCACCACAAGAUUUAAAAAAAAUGAUUCCAAUGAUUGAUAAUGUUGGAUUGGAUUUAUUAAGUAAAAUGUUAGUUUAUGAUCCUGAUCAAAGAAUCACAGCAAAAAAUGCUUUAAAUCAUAUUUAUUUUACAAUUCCUACCACUAAUAAUAUGGGAUUUACCAAUCCAAAUGGUGUUGGCGGUGGUAUACCUUUACAAUUGAAUACAAUGCCGCCACCACACGCACAUGGCGUAAAUGUGAAUAUGCAGUCGAUCAACCUACAAAAUUUGCAACUACUAUCGUCAGCAGCAGGUGUUAACAUGUCAACAGCAAUACCUUUACAACAACAAAAUGUUAUUCGACCAAUCAUGACUGUACCUCCGCCUCAAAUUAUCCCAGCUCCAUCAAUGGUUCCAGUACACCAAUUGUUAAAUCCUCCACCUAAUAGUGCGCCAGUCCCUCCACCUUUAAGGCACCCAACAAGAAGGCAACAAUAUGAUUCAUAUG
This is a messenger RNA of Entrophospora candida, 1222 nucleotides long. The record is from the annotation of a GenBank genome assembly. NCBI's taxonomy places the organism in Eukaryota, Fungi, Glomeromycota, Glomeromycetes, Entrophosporales, Entrophosporaceae.